AGCCUUGUGCGCCGCAGCUUUCGCCCGAGCUCGGUCGCUGCGGACGCGAUGUCGGGGCUCUGGCUCUCGCUCCUUUGGGCCGUCACCUGCCUGGCGGCGCGCGGUGUGCUGUCGGAGGAGCCGAACACUACCGUGCCCCAUAACGUGACUUUAACGCCCACCAAGAUAACCCCGACGAUUUUGACGACCCCCACGCCGAACACCACUGCUACACCAGGAACCUGUGAAAACCACCAGGACUGUGCAUCCUGUGUUAAUGGUAGUACUACCUGCUUCUGGUUAGAAUGUAAAGAAGCAAAUAAGAGCCACUGUUCACAUAAUUCAACAGCUAGUGAUUGCCAUGCGGUGAACCGCACAGAAUCCUGUUCUGUGCCCACUGCUACUCCAUCACCAACCAGUUCUACAGCUAGAACCACAGCUACGCCUUACUCGACUACAGCUUCCACCACAGUUCCUACAUCAGGAACGGCAAACACCACCUUGACUCCAACCUCACAGCCCGGGCGGAAGUCUACCUUUGAUGCGGCCAGUUUCAUUGGAGGAAUUGUCCUCGUCUUGGGUGUGCAAGCUGUGAUUUUCUUUCUCUAUAAAUUCUGCAAAUCUAAAGAACGAAACUACCACACUCUGUAAAACACAUCAAAUUAACACAGACUGCCGGUUCGUUCAUGUAAUUCACUGAAACCAAAAUAAUAUCUUUCAAGAUGUCCCACAUGGAAGACGCUGUUCCAGGAUCUUUAAAUUUCCAAAGGAGGCAUAUAGGAUAUUUUGGAGCAUCGUCCUUGAAGAAAAAUCAGUUAUGUCUUUUUGCUCAACAGGAAUAUUUAAAAUAUUCUGCAUGAAUCCUUGUGGCUGUCUUCUUUUAUUUUAAAUGGCUACUGCUGUGGGAUUAUUUUCUCUUUUCUUGACAUGCCAAAUGUAACUUUUUGUAAGGGAUGGAAAACAUUGUCCUGUGCAGACAGCCUCAUGACUCUCUUGGCAGUUUAAAUUUAGUCAUUUUAAGGCCAGAAAGCUGCGUUAUUUUCAUCCUAACUCAGGAUGUAGUUAGUGAGAAGAAUGUGCCAAAUGAGCAUCAAUCAGGUGGAGUUUUGGCUAUCAUUUCAAAAGGGGAAUAAAUUUAUACAUUUAGUACUACUAAACUGUAUCCUUAAAGUAAAAUUUUGUGCUUGAUAAGUUAUUUUUUCUACAUUAGAAAUAGGAUGCCACACAGGGAAUUUACAUUCCAGUUUUAAAGAAAUGAAUGGAAAGGAUACAAACCAUUAAUGUAUAGCAGGUUAUUGUUCAUACUUGUAAAGCACCUUGUAUCAUUGGAAAAUAAAGAACAGUGCCUUAAAAGACAGACUGAAAGGUAGGCUGUAACUUAAAAUGUUUGCGAUUUGUUCUUUUUACAUUAAGAAAAGUAAAGGUCGCGCAGAGGAUGUAACUGUUGAUGUGAGCAGUAGGAAACCUGCUUUUAGAUACCAUACUGCUGGUAUUUGAUUGAAAACUCACCUAUUUUAUCUCAGAGCUGAAUAACUUAAGCUAAAAGAUGUUAUGCAAAGUUGAAAGCAUUCACAUAUUAAACCUCCAACUCUUUUUUUAAUGGCUGUUAAAGUAUAAUUAGAGAUAAAAUUGGUUUAAUUAUGUUCUUCCUUUGUACUUCAAAAAUGUACCAUAACACUGUUGUACCUUGGAAGGAUUUCCACGAAUCUUACUUGAAAAGUAACUUCUUUCAUGAGUCAAAAAGGAGGAAAUAAGUUGUUUUAGAAUCAUUUACUAACUCUUUAAAUGAGACAAUCAUUUUAUGUUUUCAGACAGCAAAUGUAACUAGUGUAAUUUCAGAAAAUCUAAGGAUUUUUGGUUGAUCAGAUUACUGUAUUAUUGCCCUGAAUGAAUAGAUAGAGCUUUCUGUUUUUCUUCCGUCCCUUCCAUUCUUUUUGGUUCCAAUUCCUGUAGUAUAGUGAACAUAUGUAGUUCUGUAGCUUUUUUAUGAAGGACUAGUUUUUGUUUUUGUUUUAGUUUUAGAACAAAUUAAAAGGGAUACUCUCCUCUGCUUUUGACAUAUUGGAUUAGUUCAGAGGCUUAAAUUAGUUUAAAAUAAGCCUUUUUUUUUUUUUUUUUUUCCUAGGUCUUUGAGCUUUCCCGUUUUAGUUUCUUUAUAGUGGCUGAGUUCAGCACUUGGUUUUCAAUAUUUUAUGGUAGGAAAUGGUAAAUCACUUUGGUCCGUCUCAAAAACCGGCUCUUCGCAUUUAGAUAGUUAUAUUAAAAGUUGUUAAAAUGGAGAUUUACUGUUUCUUUGUUACUUACUGGUACAGCUAAAGUUUGUUUUACUUGCACAUUUGUACAUACACCUAAUGUUUUCAAGUGCCUUAAUUGUUUAAAAUCUCUGGCUUGAAAGGAUUUGGGGGAAACGGUAGGUUAGUUUACUUUAUGUUUUUGUGUUUCUUUUAGUAGUAAUAUUCUAGGUACCUCAGAAAAUUUUUCAUGGUGCCAUGGCUGUUACUUGAUACAGGAUUCAUUUGAAAAUAUUCGGAAUUUCCAUUCCCUCCAAAGUGGCAAAAAAGUAGCUACAGUAGUAUAAUUGUCAUUUACUUGGAUAGGGAAUACUUCAGCACACAUUAGCGUUAACACAUACAGCAAAUUUCAUGAAGUUGUAGCUUGAUUUGAAGCCUCUUACCUGUAAUUUUGAGCACCGCUUCAACAAAAUCAUAUGAAGUCAGACUUUGCAGAUCUACAGAAGAGCUCUUUACAGCAUAACUCAGCCUUUUCAGAUCCGUUUUCCCCUUUCCUUUAGCAAUUUAAUAUCUUGAGCCAUUAAUUUUUUUUUUUUUUUUUAAUCCGGAAGUUACAUAGAAGCUUUUUCAGGUUUUUCAUCUGGUUUGUUCGUGCAGUUGUAGUUCUGUCAAAUACUUCGUUUUACCUAUGGAUUUUUGUUGCACAGGCAGAUACUGCUGUAUUUAGAAAUUUCUAUUUUAGUUCAUGCAAAACCGCAAAACCAAUCUGUAUCAUGUACCAAAAUGAUUUAAAAUAAAUCUACGUGUUUAUCGACCUAAUCUGA
Messenger RNA from Loxodonta africana (African savanna elephant), 3034 nucleotides. RefSeq names its product CD164 molecule (gene CD164). Lineage: Eukaryota; Metazoa; Chordata; Mammalia; Proboscidea; Elephantidae. Gene Ontology annotation, cellular component: lysosome; endosome. The transcript has 6 exons. The coding region runs from base 49 to 630 and encodes 193 amino acids. The record is from RefSeq and is a predicted model, not a curated record.